UUUAAACUCAGGCGACGAAGCCAUUUUGGGUGUUUUUCUUUGUUCAAGACGCAAUAUAUUUUUUUUCCUCUCUUGCCUCUUGAAGAUAAAGCUGAAGAUAUGGUUGUUGCAGCUUCCCAGAAUCCACCUGGAGUUGAAACUCAUGCUCAAAGCAUUCCUCCUGGGAUGACACCAGCGCAGGGUUCACGACAUCCAGGUCCUAGUUCCUACAGAGGACCCAACCCGAAUCACCUGGACCGUCAACAGCAAGGCAACUGGCCCUUUUUCUACGUUCAACCCUCACAGCCUUACAUGCCAUGCCAGUGGCCCAUGCCGAUGCCUUAUGUUCCCUAUGGAGGCUUCCCUGGGUUGGGUUAUGGCAUGGUGUUGCCACCCUUCCCUCCUGCUUCAUAUGUAGAAGCUCCCGGCUACAUCCUUCCCCACACCCAGCUGCACAUGGUCGACUACAGACGCAUGAUGACCCCCCAUUUGGCGCCCACAAUGGCAUAUCAAGCUCGCCGUUUCCGUUACCAGCACACGACACCAUCUGGUCGUGUCAUGGUCAGUUCAGAAGUUCAAACCGAGCCUGUGUGUACCGACUCACAACAACACGGCUGCAAUGCUGUGACAAGCACCCAGAGCAGCUCUGAAUCAGGAAGGAGUACUGACUCUACUAGUGUUCUCUCAUCACCUAGACCAAAUGAAGGCACAUCUGCCUGUCCUGAAGAAAAGGGCUGCCCAAUGUUGUCAAGCAAAAUGGAUGGAGAAAUGGCCAGAAUUGCUACUGUUCAAAAUGGUAUUCUCUUCCAAGCGGAGGAGGUGCGGAUCGAGUGUAGUGGAUCCCCUUCUGCAGUGAAGAUCACACAUUCCACGGAGACCACUGAGCUUGCCAGCAAUGCUGAUGGUGAGCUCUUGCAGUGUAAUGUGGGAUCUGCAGAAGAUGUGGUCUUGAGGUGUUUCCAGCCUGUGCCAUUUGGGGAUGAGGAGGAAAGGAAAGGUACAAAAGACCUCAGCCAUUUGGAGGACCCUUGCCCUGAUAUUCUAAUGGUUUCUUGCCCCUCAAAUGGUUCGGUAAGCCCACUAGAAGGAUCAAUUGUUGCACCUGUUGAACCAGUCAACAGCACAUUGGUUGUUCAAGGGGAUCCCAGCUUGGUAAAAAGUGCUCAGGAUAUCUGUGGGAACCCCAAGAACAUUCACUUCAAAAUCUUGCGAUUACCUCUUGACCUGCAGUGCUUGGAUGAGUUGAGGCAGAUGGAGGCCUCCAUCUGGUCUGUAGAGUCUUUGAUGCCUUAUGUGCCUACUGCUGAGUGGAUGAUGCAAAAUAGCCUGGUGACCCCUGGGAAACCAUCCCUUGCCACAGUAAUGGAGGUUCCUGCUGAGGAUCCUCUACAAUCAAAUCAAUCUCCAGCAGAUGCACCACCAUCUAUGUUGAAAGCUGGAUCAGUGAUUGAACUUGAUGGCCAAGACUCGAUGACCUCACUUGAAUCCCUUCCACCAUUCCUUCCUUCAGCCAGCAGACUAGCAGACUUUGGUAAUGCAUAUUACAAUAAACUAUCCUCUAAUGUGCAGAUCAGCAACCCUGGUAACUGGGCGAAGGGGCAACCUGAAGCCCAUCAGGACAGCAAAGUCCAGUCUGGACACCAAAGUCCCAGUUCUACUCCUAAGAAAUUGAAAGAGGAGAUGACCAACCAGAGUGUUAUGAUCUCUGGGGUUAGCCUUUCUGAUAAGGCGCAUAGCUCGGCUCAUUUGUUUCCCGAGUCACCUCUCAAACACAAAGUACGCAUGUGUAAAAGCUGUUCAGUGAAACGCAGUGCAGACAUCUGCUCUGGUAGUCCAAGCAGCAAGGCUGGCUGCAUGAAACGGCACAAGGUUUCUCGUACUCAUUUAACGGGGGAUAAGGUCAAGGUUCCGUUGUGUGCCAAGUGCAUGCGUGAUCCUGAGAAAAAAGCUAGGUGCAAAGUGGCUGCUAUUACAGCCAACCCUGAGUUGAACAACACGAACAAUGAAACGAGUGAAGUGUCAGAAAAUGAUGUAUAUCCUUCAAAAAUGUGCUCAAAAAAGUUGUUCAGUAUUCAAAAUCCCCAUUCGGGCAAACAUUUGGAGAAAUGCCCAAUGUCCCACCAGUCCAAGCUGAGAGAGCAGAAUUGCUCAUGUGAGGAUAUGAGAGCUUCACAUUCCACUUCAGCAUGGAACAGUAAUGGACAUAGCCAGCAUGAUGACCUAACUUGGGAGAGAAAUGAGGAAAACCUGGCUCUUUCUGUGAUGGAGAGAUGGAGGGAUACGGAGCAGAGAUUCAUUGGUGAGAAAUCAUGGAGAGGAAGUAUGCAAGUGUCCGAUAGCGAGAGUACCAAAAGUGGAGGAAAGAUGAGGACCCGCAAUAAACAAAAACAAUGUACACAAUCACUAGAAGUUCACAGAAGAGACACGAGAUACUGAUGACACUAUUUGCACAGUGACUAAAUGGACAAGGGCAUGUUUUAAGAUCACGUUUUAAAUGCCACAAGUAAUUUUUUCCCCACUUCCUUUAAAAAAAAGAAAAUCACAGCUCACUAUUUUAUACAGUGAUUGAAUAAAGCACUUUUGAUGUUUUCCUUA
This is a messenger RNA of Pangasianodon hypophthalmus (striped catfish), 2574 nucleotides long. It is a transcript of the gene buc2l, whose product is annotated as bucky ball 2-like. The transcript is spliced from 5 exons. Bases 100 to 2415 code for a protein of 771 amino acids. The record is from RefSeq and is a predicted model, not a curated record. Lineage: Eukaryota; Metazoa; Chordata; Actinopteri; Siluriformes; Pangasiidae.